Molecule: messenger RNA, 147 nt
Organism: Caenorhabditis briggsae
Lineage: Eukaryota; Metazoa; Nematoda; Chromadorea; Rhabditida; Rhabditidae
Gene: Cbr-nhr-238
Product: Protein CBR-NHR-238
Exons: 2
Coding region: 1-147 (48 amino acids)
Source: RefSeq, a predicted model, not a curated record
AUGUCUAGUAUUCUAUGCGGUGUUUGUGAACAGACUUCGGAUUCUUUCAAUUUUGGAGCACUUUCCUUGCUUGUGCUGCGUUUUUUCGUAGAGUCAUCGCUUCUAACAGGAUUCCAAAAGUACAAUGUGAUAGAAAAUGCGACCUGA